Molecule: messenger RNA, 1504 nt
Organism: Prorocentrum cordatum
Lineage: Eukaryota; Dinophyceae; Prorocentrales; Prorocentraceae
Source: the annotation of a GenBank genome assembly
AGCCAUCUUGGCUCUAGCUAUGAGCUCGGGCGCGCGCGUGCGGGCGCUUGGGCGGGAUGGCGCGGGAGUGUCUGCGUGGCGGCGCUGGUGCGCGUGCUUCGGCAGACCGCCUUGUCCAGAAGCUGGUCAAGGAGUUCGAGGAGACCAAGGCCAAGUUGGCGCAGGCCCAGGAGCAGCUGUGGGCCGGGGGCGCGGACCAUGGCGUGCGAGCCGAGGUCGCACGUCGCCAGCGCCUGGCGCGGCCGGCGCUGGAGGCGCGUGUCGCAGGGGGCGUGGAGUCGGGCGCGCAGCGGUUGAUCCGCAAUGUGGCGCUCCACGCUCGGCGGUGCCCUGCUGAUGGCGCACCGCUGGCGGCGGUGCCCUGCUGAUGGCGCACCGCUGGCCGAGUGGCGCUGCGCCCAGCAUGGCCCAAGGCUCGGCGCAGAUGGCAUGGUUGAUGGCCUGGGUGCUGUCGGUGCCGCCAUCGCGCGGGGCGAGUGCCUGGAGGGUGCCGUGGUCGCGCGCGUCGCGGAUUUCGAGGCCAAGCUGCUGGCGAAGUACAACGUUUGCGGCGGGGGCCCCGAUGGCGACGAGCGCCAGGAGAGCGGCGUCGAGUGCGAGGGCGUGUAUGGCCCAGGCUUCGGCGUGGAGGAGAAGCUGUGCGGCAGGCUUCACGUGAGGGGCCUCCACGUGAAGCAAGACGAGGACGAGGAACGCGAGGGGGAAAGCGGCUCGGUUCGGCUGGCGCCAGGUGUCUGGCAGGCGGUGGACCCCGAGGCGGAGGCCAAGGCCUUCGUGGAGGGCAUCGCGGUCGGGUGGCGCCUUGCUGGGCUGGAGAAGGGCUCGCCGUGGGACUCCGCGCGAGGCUGGUGGCUGGCCGAGAGCGGUCGGCCAUCAGCAGCACGCGGCGGCUGUGGCGAAACGCGGGGCCGCAGGGUGGAGGCGGCGAGCGGAAUCCAGCCAAGGCGCGGGCAUGAUGCAGAGGGUGCGCGCGAGUGCCGUUCGGCUGGCUCUCAAAAGGGAGCUGGAAGGUAAGUUUGCCCCAAACCAGCAUAUCAAGGAGGGAAAGGGCUACGGCUGACCCAGGGCUGAGCGCAGCGCCUAGUCCUUCACAUAUUUGUUUUGUGUUAUCGCCUCUUCUUCUUGUGCAAUGCCUCAGAGUUGCAAUUGCCAGAACUAUCAGCCGGCCGUGACAUCGUCGCGGGUUUGAUGCAUUGUGCCGUUUGUUGGGUAGCAAGUGGGCCCGUGGCUCCGCCGCCUAGGCAAAGCGUGGUCAGCCCCUGGUUCUGGACUCCAUCGCAUGCGUUCUCGAAGAGUCGAUUUUUUUGGAAGCCUGCAGCUACAGAGGCUGCAGGUAUCGGGAUCGCGGACGUCAGAGCCACGCUCCUUCUGCCCACGAGCGAAAUGCUCUUCGUUCGCCCCGCCUCCCUCAGUUUUCACCCUCCUUCCCCGAUGCACCAAAUACCACCCCGUUCAUCAUGCCCUCCCCCGUCCUCCUUCUUCCCUCCCGACGAACGGCGACCAC